CUGGAUUCUGCGAAAGUGACAAAAAAAACCAGUUUGGACAACUUGGAUAUAUUUUAUGAUUGAUAUAUAUAGCCAUGUCUGUAUUUCUCAUGCCUUGUAAGGUUUUAACGUUACUUCCAUUGGUUUUAUGUUACUAUGAAGUUUGGUCAUACAAACCUGUUGUUAUAAUCCAUGGAAUUCUUGAUACGGCUGCAUCUAUGGAUGAUUUGAAGUUGAUGAUAAAGCAAGCACAUCCAGAAACGAACGUUACUGUAUUCAGUCUUUACGAUGAAAUAAGUAGCAUUGACACUCCAAUGUGGACACAAGUGAAUGGUUUCAAAGAAGCUUUGGAGAAGGUUAUGGCAGAAUCAAAAGAUGGCAUUCAUCUUAUUGGUUAUUCACAAGGAGGAAUUAUGGCCCGUGCUGUCAUUGAAAACAGCUCCAACCAUAAUGUGGUGAACUUUAUUAGCCUUUCCAGUCCACAGAUGGGACAGUUUGGAGUGACAUCUUAUUUGUCAAAGUUUUUACCAAAAAUAUCAAGGGAAUUUUUAUAUAGCCUUCUCUACACCCAAGUAUUUCAAGACUCUCUAAGUUUGGCAAAUUAUUGGAACGAUCCCCUACAUGCAAAAGAGUACCUUGCUGGAUGUAAUUUUCUUCCUUUUGUAAACAACAAUGACAAAUCAAAGCUUGCAGAUAAAGAAUUGUACAAAAUACAAAAGCAGAACUUUGAGAAGAUAAAAAAUCUAAUAGUGAUUGGUGGUCCUCAAGAUGGCGUCAUCACACCUUGGCAAUCGGCAUUGUUUGGUUUUUAUGACGUGAAACUCGAGGUUUUACCAAUGAAACAGCAGAAGGCGUAUCUGGAAGAUUGGUUUGGCUUGAAAACAAUUGAUAUGAGAAACGCAAUUCAUUCGUACACCUUUCCAAAUAUUUCCCACGUUCAUUGGCACCAUUCAAAAGUCGUUUUCGAUAAAGCUAUCGAACCUUGGUUAACUUGACAUGAAGCGUACUUAAUAUAGCUUGCCCACUUGAAAGUUUCCUUUAGAAUAAACGCUUUAGCUUAUGUUCAUUCGGCUACAGAAAUUUGUAAUUGUUUGAUGAAUGAACAAUUAUACUUUUUGGGUUAUUUUUGCUUGUGUUCAAA
This is a messenger RNA of Xenia sp. Carnegie-2017, 1120 nucleotides long. Its product is annotated as lysosomal thioesterase PPT2-A-like. Gene Ontology annotation, molecular function: thiolester hydrolase activity. The transcript has 8 exons. The coding region runs from base 75 to 974 and encodes 299 amino acids. The record is from RefSeq and is a predicted model, not a curated record. NCBI's taxonomy places the organism in Eukaryota, Metazoa, Cnidaria, Anthozoa, Malacalcyonacea, Xeniidae. Gene Ontology annotation, cellular component: lysosome.